Rhipicephalus sanguineus (brown dog tick) is the source of this 733-nucleotide messenger RNA. RefSeq lists its product as uncharacterized. The transcript is spliced from 2 exons. The record is from RefSeq and is a predicted model, not a curated record. The coding region runs from base 1 to 675 and encodes 224 amino acids. Lineage: Eukaryota; Metazoa; Arthropoda; Arachnida; Ixodida; Ixodidae.
AUGGUUCUCGAGCUCAUCUUCAAUGGCGAGCUCUCGAAGUGCUGUCAGCUGUCCGAUUUCAAAUCACACCCGGACGGACUAGCAAAGUCGGCCUGCAAGGAUCAAGUGUGCUGGUUCGCGCUGCUGGCGGCGCUGCUGCUGAGCGCCGCUGUCCUGGACUGCGCCCCCGUCGGCGUGGCGCCGCUCUCGGAGCUCCCGCAGGACCUGCAGCAGCUGCAGCAGCAGCAUUCCACGGAGCCCGUGGCCUCGCGAGCCGUAGUCAGCACAGUGAGCACCGUCAGCGCCAUCACCACCACUACCAGCACCAACAGUGCGGGCGCCACCACGCGCUCGCCAAACUCCUCCACCUCGAAACCUGACAGCGUCGGAGCCCUGGAAGGCUCGGCCUCGUCCACCUUCCACCUGCUGGACGAGUUCAUGGACUACACUGGCAGCGGCCAGAACCUGACCGAUGCUGGCGGCAUCAGCAGCAGCUACCGCCUCGGCUACACCGUGGACGCUGGCGGAAGCCUGCGCAAGUUCCGCUACGAAGAGCGCACGCCAGAGGGUGCCAUCGUCGGAGAGUUCGGCUUCCACAAGAACGACGGCGUCAUCCGUGGCGUCCGUUACACGGCCGAACCUGGAGUUCAUCCGAAAGUGCUCUACGAGGCACUCGUCAAGUUCUUCUCUUUGUGAGACAGGGCGCGGGACGACCAUUGUUGCCAGCGAGAGCUUCUUGCCGUGGAGGCCCACG